Molecule: messenger RNA, 996 nt
Organism: Neoarius graeffei (lesser salmon catfish)
Lineage: Eukaryota; Metazoa; Chordata; Actinopteri; Siluriformes; Ariidae
Gene: isl1b
Product: ISL LIM homeobox 1b
Exons: 5
Coding region: 1-996 (331 amino acids)
Biological process (GO): positive regulation of transcription by RNA polymerase II; neuron fate specification; axonogenesis
Cellular component (GO): nucleus
Molecular function (GO): DNA-binding transcription factor activity, RNA polymerase II-specific; cis-regulatory region sequence-specific DNA binding
Source: RefSeq, a predicted model, not a curated record
AUGGUCGAAGACUGCACCUGGUUGUAUAUUAAAAAACAUCACAAGCUUCUACGUUCUCUAUUCUCCACAGCAGAAAAAGGCCUCCCAUCAUCCUGCGUUGGUUGUGGGCUUCAGAUCCGUGAUCGCUUCGUGUUGAGUGUGUUUCCUGACCUGCGUUGGCACGUAGCAUGUCUGAAGUGUGUGGAGUGUCAGCAAAACCUGGACGAGUCUCACACCUGCUUCAUUAAAGAUGGAAAGACCCUGUGUAAAGAUGAUUAUAUCAGAUUAUACACCACCAAAUGUGCAAAAUGUCUGAAGUCCUUCAGCAGUUGCGAUUACGUCAUGCGUGCAGGAGUUAAAGUCUAUCACGUGCACUGUUUCCGGUGUGAACAUUGCGAUCGGCAGCUGCUGCCCGGAGAUGAGUUCACCAUCCGAGACGGCUUCCUGCAAUGCACUACUCAUGAAAACUCCAAUCAUAGACUUGUAACACUUACACCUGACUCAGAACAUGUCACAGACCUGGGUCGAUGUGAUAAAGGAGCAGUCACUUCCCAGUCAGGCAGAGAAGGUGACUCUGGUUGGCCAGUUGCACCCAUCAAGCCUGAGAAGACUGCACGUGUGAGGACAGCACUCAGCCAGUCUCAGCUCCAUGUCCUGCGCACAUGCUACAAUGCUAACCCGCGACCAGACGCUACGGUGAAGGAGCAGCUGAUGGAGCUGACGGGCUUGAGCUCGCGUGUCAUCCGUGUCUGGUUCCAGAACAAACGAUGCAAAGACAAGAAGAAGAGCAUGCUGGAGAGACAGAUGCUGCAUGAGAGUAGAGAACAGAUUGAUAUUACGGAUGAGCCUCUGAUGGCUGUCACUCCUGAGAUCCUGGACUUGGACACACUGAUGCACCCACUGGACCUGCAGAGUCUCCAGACAUCUUGUAAGCUCCUGACAUGUCUCUUGCAUUCAGACAGCAACCACACACCCGAUCAGGGACCAGUGACACUCAACCAGCGAGAUCAGUCCUAA